Messenger RNA from Hippopotamus amphibius kiboko, 2050 nucleotides. RefSeq names its product lysophosphatidylcholine acyltransferase 2 (gene LPCAT2). The transcript has 14 exons. The record is from RefSeq and is a predicted model, not a curated record. Bases 122 to 1756 code for a protein of 544 amino acids. Lineage: Eukaryota; Metazoa; Chordata; Mammalia; Artiodactyla; Hippopotamidae. Gene Ontology annotation, molecular function: calcium ion binding; 1-acylglycerophosphocholine O-acyltransferase activity. Gene Ontology annotation, cellular component: endoplasmic reticulum.
AACUUUGGCGCCUGCGCAGAGGCCCCGGACUCCUGAGUCGUUCCCGCUCAGUCUUGACUGCAGCGCCCGCUCGCGCGCUCCGCGUGGGUCACUUCUCUCUAGUCAGACGCCAGCCUCGGCCAUGAACCGGUGCGCUGAGGCGGCGGCGGUGGCGGCCUCCGUGCCGGGGGCGGGCGUCGGGAAUGCGGGGCUGCGGCCGCCCAUGGUGCCCCGCCAAGCGUCCUUCUUCCCGCCGCCUGUGCCCAACCCCUUCGUGCAGCAGACGCGGCUGAGCGCGGCGAGGCGCAUGCAGAUUUUCCUUCUUGGAAUUAUCCUGCUUCCAAUUCGUGCCCUAUUGUUAGCAUUAAUUUUAUUACUGGCGUGGCCAUUUGCUGCAAUUUCAACAGCAUGCUGUCCUGAAAAGCUGAUCCACCCAAUAACUGGUUGGAAGAGGAAAAUUACUCAGCCAGUCUUGAAGUUUCUAGGCCGUGCCAUGUUCUUUUCAAUGGGAUUUAUAGUUACCGUGAAAGGAAAGAUCGCCAGUCCUGUGGAAGCACCAAUUUUUGUUGUUGCCCCUCAUUCAACAUUCUUUGAUGGAAUUGCCUGUGUCAUAGCUGGGUUACCUUCUAUAGUGUCUCGAAAUGAGAAUGUGCAGGUGCCUCUGAUUGGCAGAAUAUUGCGGACUCUGCAACCAGUGUUGGUGUCCCGUGUAGAUCCAGAUUCUCGAAAAAACACAAUAAGUGAAAUAAUAAGGCGGGCCACAUCAGGAGGGGAAUGGCCCCAGAUACUAGUUUUCCCAGAAGGUACUUGUACUAAUCGGUCCUGUUUGAUUACUUUUAAACCAGGAGCCUUCAUUCCAGGAGUUCCAGUACAGCCAGUUCUCCUCAGAUACCCAAACAAGCUGGAUACUGUGACUUGGACAUGGCAAGGAUAUACAUUCAUUCAACUUUGUAUGCUCACUUGCUGCCAGCCCUUCACAAAUGUGGAAGUUGAGUUUAUGCCUGUUCAAGUACCAAAUGAGGAAGAAAAAUGUGAUCCUGUCCUUUUUGCCAGUAGAGUCCGGAAUGUAAUGGCAGAAGCUCUGAGAAUUCCAGUAACAGAUCACACCUAUGAAGACUGCCGAUUGAUGAUUUCAGCAGGACAGCUAACACUGCCUAUGGAAGCUGGGUUGGUGGAAUUUACCAAAAUCAGUCGGAAAUUGAAAUUAGAUUGGGAUGGGAUACGUAAGCAUUUGGAUGAAUAUGCUGCUAUUGCAAGUUCUUCGAAAGGAGGAAGAAUCGGAAUUGAAGAAUUUGCAGAGUAUUUGAAGUUGCCUGUUUCAGAUGUCUUGAGACAACUUUUUGCACUCUUUGACAGGAACCAUGAUGGCAGUAUCGACUUCCGAGAGUAUGUAAUUGGCCUGGCUGUCUUGUGCAACCCUGCCAACACAGAGGAGAUCAUCCAGGUGGCAUUUAAGCUCUUUGAUGUUGAUGAGGAUGGCUUCAUAACAGAGGAAGAAUUCUCCACCAUUCUGCAGGCUUCCCUUGGAGUGCCUGACCUUGAUGUUUCUGGUCUCUUCAAGGAAAUAGCCCAGGGGGAUUCUAUUUCCUACGAGGAAUUUAAAAGUUUUGCCCUAAAGCAUCCAGAAUAUGCUAAGAUAUUUACAACCUACUUAGACCUCCAGACGUGCCAUGUGUUUUCAUUACCAAAAGAAGUCCAAGCAACUCCCUCAGUCGUAAGUAAUAAAGUCAGCCCUGAAAGUCAUGAAGAGAGUACCUCAGACAAAAAGGACGACUGAAAGCAAACAUUCCUAAUAAGGAAAAUGCGGUGGCUUUUACUAGAAAUUUCGAACGUGUUUAUUGAUAGUAUUUUAUUUGUGAUUCAGUAAUGAUGAUGUGUAAAAUAGAAAGCUUUUUUAUGAAAAUGAUAGAUUUUUCUUACUGAAAUGCUUCUAGUCACGUGUUUAUCAACUAAUAUUCCUUUUCUUUUACACUAUAUUUCGCUAUACUGAUUGGCUUACUGACGAUAAAGAUGUUUUUAUGGAUUUUCCAGGUUAAUAUGCAUAUCCAAAUAAAUGAAAUGGUCUCCCUUA